Molecule: messenger RNA, 371 nt
Organism: Racocetra fulgida
Lineage: Eukaryota; Fungi; Glomeromycota; Glomeromycetes; Diversisporales; Gigasporaceae
Source: the annotation of a GenBank genome assembly
AUGCAAAUCAUUACAAAAGUAGAAGAAACUAAUCAACAGUCUGUUCAAAAGGCUAUCCAAGCUUCUGAUCUCGAAUCACAGAUAGAAACCUCUAGAGAUUGUGACAAACUAAAAGACUUAAAUCAAUGUAUGCUUCUUUGCUAUGAUCUUGAGCAGUAUGAAUUAAAAAAUAGUCCAGGAUCUAGAAUACAAGCUAUUAAAAAAAGUAAUAAAUCUAAGAAAGAAAUCAAGAAGAGACAAGAAAAACUGGAAAAGGAUUUAGAAUUUAAAGAGCAAGAAAUAGGUAUAGCAAUUAAAAGAAGAGCUAUAGCUAUACAUUGUAUAAAAGUUCUCAAAUCUUAUCCAGAUAAUGGAAGUGAUAUACAAAAAAU